UUCCGGCCGCCAACACCGGCAGCAUUUUUUCGCGGCAAAAUGAAAUGAUCGUCUGACGUGUUAACCUCCUCAUAACAUAAUAAUAUACACUCUGGUAACGAUACAGCUCAAAACAAUGGCACAAGUAACCGGAGAAAGCCUCAAAUCAGAGCUGGACAUGUUCGGCAUCCUCUGCAGAGACGACUCCGUCCUCGAUAAGAUGGUGGAGCAGUGCAUCUGUAACAGGAUACAGGUAGAUGAGAUAGUGCUGCAGUGGGUGGCCUACAGCUCCACCAAAAACGGACUCAAACUCACCGCGGACACCCUGGAGCAAUUUGAUCAUGAGGUGUUAAACAAGAGGAAUAAAUCCAAACAGAGCUUCAGAAAAGAAGAAACUCAUAACAGAACCAGAGACAUCCACUCACUACAGGACUUAAUCAAGGCUGAGGAAGAGGAGGAGCAUCUACUGGAUGCGUACUCUACUCCUGCUAAGGGUUCUCAGAAACGAGCACUCACCACUCCUGAACACCCUCAAUCAAAAAGAAGUGCAGCUCUGCUGUCCAGCCCGAGUCUGCUGCUGUCUCCUGCUAGCUUUUCUCCCAGUUCAACACCUUCACAGAAGUACAGCCACCGAGGAGGCAAAGGGGAGGUGGUGGUUUCAUUCGGGGUCGUGCAGGGCACCCGCUGGGCAGGAAGAAAGACGCAGGGCUCCGGCGUCCAGCUGGAGGUCCUGGAAGGGCCCGAAGACUCGCUCCGCUGCAGCUACAAGUACAUGUUCCAGAGGCUCCGCGAUGUUAGAAAUGUGUUGACGGAGAAGAUAGAGGAGCUUGGCGAUGGCCUCAGGUCUCACUUCAACAUCGAAGAGUUUGCUCCCGUCUCUCUGCCCGCUCAGGACAGCAUAACAGUGUUGGGUCAGAUUUGCUGUGACAGUAAUGGCAAACUGAACGCACACUCAGUUUUGUUGGAGGCGGGACCGGAGCAAGGCGGUCAGCAAGUACCUGUUGACCUAUCAGAGCUCAAAGAGUACUCCCUGUUUCCUGGUCAGGUGGUGGCGUUGGAGGGAAUGAACACAACAGGAAGGAAACUGAUGGCUUCCAUACUCUAUGAGGGGGUCCCUCUUCCUUUCUACUCUUCUGAGGUGAAAAUGGAGAUGGAUGAAGAGCCGAUGAACGUUCUGGUGGCAUGUGGACCCUACACUCCCUCUGACAGCCUGACCUUUGACCCUCUGCUGGACCUGAUCAAUGUCAUUGUCAAGGAUCGUCCUGAUGUCUGCCUGCUGCUGGGCCCGUUUGUGGACUCUAAACAUGAACAAAUUGAGAAAGCUCAGGUGACGGAGACAUUUGAGGCCAUUUUCUCAAGAUGUAUUGAAAGCAUUGUGGAUGGCACCAAAAGUGUUGGCUGCAGCCUGGUGUUUGUGCCCUCCCAAAGAGACAUCCACCAUCACUUCAUCUACCCUCAGCCUCCCUUCACCCUGCCGAACCUCAGCAAGGACCAGGCCCAGCGUGUCACCCUGGUCCCUGACCCCUGCACACUGCUCAUUGAUGGAGUGACCUUCGGCUUGACGUCCACUGACAUCCUGUUCCACAUGGGCGCAGAGGAGAUCAGCAGCGGCACUGGAUCGGACAGAUUUUCCCGCAUACUGAAACACAUGCUGACCCAGAGGAGUUACUACCCGCUGUACCCGCCGGUGGAGGAGGUGAACAUGGAUUAUGAGAAGUUUCAGAGCUUCGGUCAAAUGCCACUGACUCCUGACGUCCUCAUCAUUCCCUCCGAGCUGCGCUACUUUGUAAAGGAUGUCGUCGGCUGUGUAUGUGUCAAUCCUGGACGGCUGACUAAAGGCCAGGUGGGCGGGACCUAUGGCAGGUUACUCAUUCAGCGCAGCGCUGCAUCGGCCGACGGGAAGAGAGCGAGCCCCUGUUUGGCUGCUCAGGUGGUGAAAAUCUAAAAAGGAAACUAAGACUCUGAAUGCUGGUUGACUGAACUGGGACCAGUUUGGGAGCAACUUUGAACGCUGUGCUCUCCGGGCACGCUGAUGUAAAAAAAAAAACAUUUCACUGUACGGUUGAAACCAUUUUGCCAAUUGGUCUAUUGACAAACAUGUCUGUUUGAGGGUGUCAUUACUGGGGGGGAUUAUCAGUCUAUCAGGCACAAAAUCAAUAACAAUCUAUUUUCAAUAAAUUAUUCUUUGUACUGUUUUUUUUAUACUUUUUUGUUGCAACUACCUUAGUACUGUUUGUCACAGCUUUGUAUCUGUUUUGAAGACUCUGAAUAAAGGGGGGAAAAAAUAACCUGCUC
Molecule: messenger RNA, 2274 nt
Organism: Anoplopoma fimbria (sablefish)
Lineage: Eukaryota; Metazoa; Chordata; Actinopteri; Perciformes; Anoplopomatidae
Gene: pola2
Product: polymerase (DNA directed), alpha 2
Exons: 18
Coding region: 116-1924 (602 amino acids)
Biological process (GO): DNA replication initiation; DNA replication
Cellular component (GO): alpha DNA polymerase:primase complex
Molecular function (GO): DNA binding
Source: RefSeq, a predicted model, not a curated record